AUGGAAAAAAAGAAGAAGAGAGAAAUUGAGGGAUAUUAUACUGAACGACAUGAUGAAGGUUUGGCUGGAUUAUCAAACCUUUAUACAUACCUAAAGAUAGCAUUUUCAAAGAAAUCUCCAGCUGAGUUCUUUGCAGAUAACAAAAACAUUGCUGGUUUUGACAAUCCUGGGAAAUGUCUUUACACUACUGUGAGAGAACUUGUUGAGAAUGCACUUGAUUCUGCUGAAUCCAUCUCUGAACUUCCAGUUGUAGAGACAACCAUUGAAGAGAUUGGCAGAAGUAAAUUUAAUCCCAUGAUUGCUCUGGGGACCAUGAACGUGGAGAUGAAGCCCUAUAUGAUGAUUUUAAGACAGAAAAGGCUCUUGUGGUGUGUAACCAGCCAAUGAUUUACUUUCACUUAGAUGGCAUUGUGAUUUAUAUUUUAUGCUCACUGUUUGACAUUUAGUAAAUUUCAUUAGUGAAAUAUUUUUCUAGCAAAUUUCAUUAGAUGGCAUUGGGAUUCUUCUAAUUACUGUGUCUAGAAAAGACAUGCCAAGGAAGCUCGGGUUCUAGAGAUUCAAGCAAAGAAUGUUGCUCUUGGGAAGAAAGUAAAAGACCUGCAGCUACAAAGGCUGUUAAGGGUAGGGAGGCAUCAUAUUAUACGAUGACUU
Messenger RNA from Solanum tuberosum (potato), 651 nucleotides. Its product is annotated as DNA topoisomerase 6 subunit B-like. The record is from RefSeq and is a predicted model, not a curated record. Bases 1 to 387 code for a protein of 128 amino acids. The transcript has 5 exons. NCBI's taxonomy places the organism in Eukaryota, Viridiplantae, Streptophyta, Magnoliopsida, Solanales, Solanaceae.